Acanthocheilonema viteae is the source of this 2133-nucleotide messenger RNA. The record is from the annotation of a GenBank genome assembly. NCBI's taxonomy places the organism in Eukaryota, Metazoa, Nematoda, Chromadorea, Rhabditida, Onchocercidae.
AUGACUAGGGAUGGUUUGCUGAUGUCUCUGAUGUUGAUCGUACAGUUCUCAUUAUAUGCAUAUAUCGAGAAUGUUGCUGCGAACAUGGACUUACGGAAAGAAAAGAAGCACGAAAACUUUGUUCCGCUGGUCGCAUUCGAGUGUGGUUUCCGAAACAGAUUCAUGGGUGAAGAUGGAACAUGGAUGAGCGAUCCGAGCACUCUUGCAACAUGCCUCAGUGGAAAGCUCGAUAUAUUAAAAUAUUGCCGAAAAGCGUAUCCAAAACUGGACGUUACGAAUAUAGUGGAGUAUUCACAUGAAGUAGAAAUUCCUGGGUGGUGUCGUGAGCAGGGCUCACCAUGUAAAUGGACACGUACUGUGAGGCCCUACCAGUGCAUUAUUGGCGAGUUUCACUCGGAAGCGCUUCAAGUACCGCAUGGUUGUCGAUUUGGACAUAUCAAUGAUCGUCAAUCAUGCAAUGAUUAUGCGCACUGGAAGGAUGCUGCGUAUAAACAAUGCAAAACGAAGAUUGUUAAUGAUAAGCGAAUGGCAGUGCGUUCAUUUGCAGUUCUUGAACCUUGUGGGUUAGAUCUUUUCACCGGGGUUGAAUUUGUUUGCUGUCCAGGGGAUGAUAAAAUUGAAGAAUUAGAGAAUAAGAAAGUGGAUGAAGAAGAAACUGAAGAUGAUGAUGAUGAUGACUAUGACGAUGGUGAUGAUGACGGUGAAUAUGCCGAAGAUUCCGAUGAUGCCAAGAGUGUUUUACAAGAUCCAUAUUUCAAGAUGUCCGAUCCUGUCAACGAGCAUGAACGUUUCAAGGAAGCCCAGCAACGUGUAGAAAAACGACAUCGCGCUAAAAUUAAUAAGGUUAUGCGGGAAUGGUCCGAUCUUGAAGCACGUUACAAGAAAAUGAAGAAGACGGACGAAAAGGGUGCUGAAGCAUUCAAGAAGGAAAUGACUUCGCGAUUCCAAAAGACGGUUGCUUCACUAGAAGAGGAGAAUAAGGAACAGAAAAAGCAACUUGAGGACGUUCAUGAAGAACGAGUGCAAGCGCAUCUUAAUGAGAAGAAGAGACAGGCAACUCAUGAUUAUCGUUCGGCUUUAGCUGUGCAAGUGGGUGCACCAAAUAAACACAAUGUACUCAAGACACUGAAGACUUACAUUCGCGCUGAGGAAAAAGAUCGAACACAUAUGAUUAAUCGUUUUCGGCAUUUGCUACGUACUGAUCGAGACGAAGCCGAAACAUACGAACCAAUAUUAAUACAUCAAUUGCGUUAUAUUGAUCUUCGCAUAAAUGGUACGCUUGCAAUGCUUCGAGACUUUCCGGAACUUGAACGACAAGUUCGACCGAUUGCUAUUGAAUUUUGGACUGAUUAUCGUAAAGAGAACACACCAGAAGUUACGAGAGAUGAAUAUACUUUAAUUGGUGGAGAUGAACAAAAUAUUAAACUUGUACAUUACUAUAAGGAUUCAUACGAUCGCUUACACAAUCCAUCACGAUCGCGUAAAACGACACUAUCAACGACCACUGUUUCUGGACUAAAGAAAAUGCUCAGUGAUUCGGAUGAAGAAGAUGACAAUGAUGAUGAGGAUGAUGACCAUGGAGCAAGCGUUGAAGCGAAAAAGCAGUCAUACGAUAAUACCAAAAAGAUUGUAAUAGAAAAAAUUGUACAGAGAAGACCUGGCAACAAGUUCGACAAAAACAAGCCCACUGUCUAUGAAAUUGAUGAUGAUGAUGAUGAUGAGGAUGAUGAGGACGACGUCGGAGAUACCGAUGAAGAACCUUUAUCGAACAGCAAAUCAGUUGAACGAGAACUUCAUGUUGAAAUUGAACCGAUUGUAAGUGAGCCGGUUAGGGUGCACGACUUACCACCAAGACCAUCUUAUGCUAGACAUGAGCCACUACAGCAUUUCAAGGUGAGUGCGGAAGAUGCCUCGACAAAUGUGUUCAGGACUUCAACGAAUUUGCUGUUAAUUUUUGUAUCUACUGCUACUGUCAUUUUCAUCGUUUUUGCCAUCGUUUUAGCUCAUCAACGACCGCGACGUCGUGGCUUUAUCGAGGUUGAUGUUUGCACUCCAGGGGAGCGACAUGUUAAUGGAAUGCAGGUGAAUGGUUAUGAGAAUCCCACGUAUUCAUUUUUUGAUAACAAAACCUAA